Molecule: messenger RNA, 1644 nt
Organism: Daphnia carinata
Lineage: Eukaryota; Metazoa; Arthropoda; Branchiopoda; Diplostraca; Daphniidae
Product: sodium/potassium-transporting ATPase subunit beta-like
Exons: 7
Coding region: 182-1132 (316 amino acids)
Biological process (GO): potassium ion import across plasma membrane; sodium ion export across plasma membrane; intracellular sodium ion homeostasis
Cellular component (GO): sodium:potassium-exchanging ATPase complex
Molecular function (GO): ATPase activator activity
Source: RefSeq, a predicted model, not a curated record
CGAAGCGAUGCGCCCUCAAGCGUCAUAUUGCAUUGCUCAUACACUUACGCGAGCACUCUCUUUCCUUCUCCCUCUUUCUCAAUUAUACUCUCUAGUCUCCAGCGAGACGGUGGCGCAGCUAGUUGGUAGCAGGUUGUUUUCUUCGUUCGGCCCUGUAAAAUAACUCACAGCAGAAACAACCAUGACUGAGAAGAAAAGUGAAGACUACUUCGCCGUCGCUCCACCCAAACGCUCCGGCUGGGAGAGCUUUAAGCUCUUUCUGUGGAAUGGGGAGACCAGCGAAUUCCUUGGUCGCAGCGCCAGCAGCUGGGCCAAAAUUUUCUUGUUCUACGUCGUCCUGUACGCUUUCCUGGCCGCCUUCUUCGCGGCCAUGCUACUGGUUUUCUUCCAGACACUGGAUCUCUAUCAACCAAGGUGGCAAAAUGCCAAUGGACUCAUUGGGACCAAUCCAGGACUCGGAUUCCGCCCCAUGCCUUCAUCUGCGAACGUGGAGAGCACAUUGAUUCAUUUCAAACACGGAACAGCUGGAAACUGGAAACAUUGGACUGCCGAACUAGAGAAAUUUCUUUAUCCUUACGACACUGUUGCUAGCAGUGGCGAGUAUUUCACCAGCUGCAGCUUUGACAAAUGGCCGGCUGAGGGCAAGGUCUGCAACUUUGAUAUCAAAUUGUUGGGCACGCAAUGCACCAAGGAGGAGCUUUUUGGUUAUGAACGCGGACGCCCAUGCAUUAUCCUCAAGCUCAACCGUAUCUUUGGCUGGGCCCCGGAGCCAUAUGACGAUCCCAACGAUUUGCCUGCCAACAUGCCUACUGAACUCAAGGAAUACAUCAAAACUAAAGCAGCUGAAAACAGAGAACAGCUGAAAAUGAUUUGGGUCUCGUGUGACGGCGAGAACUCUGCUGAUCGAGAGCAUAUUGGAAAUGUUACCUACACACCCUUCCGAGGAUUUCCCGCUUACUAUUUCCCGUACAAGAACAUUCCAGGCUACUUGAGCCCAAUUGUAGCCCUUCAGUUCCAGAAACCCGAAGCUGGCGUUCUAAUCAACAUCGAAUGCAAAGUCUGGGCCAAGAACAUCAUCCACGACCGCCAACGCCGUCUGGGCUCGGUGCACUUUGAGCUCUUGAUGGAUUAAAGUGUGGUUUUACAUAGGAACAUAUUGAUUAAGUGCAAAUUAGGAAUUUGCGAUGAAUCUCCCAUCAUUGCCACGUUAUUUUCACAUUCUCUAUUGGUCAGCUAUUUUAACUAAAUAUGGUUGAACUGGUUUUUAUUUCAAAAGCAGAGGCAAGUAGAUAAUUGUAGCUGGUAAACAUUAUUGGUGUUCAAAAACUGUAGCCAUCCACAUCCCUCCUUUGCCACCUCUUUUGGCUGCUAUUUACCCUUUGAUCCUUUUGUUUCAAAGGAAAAAAAAACAUUCUUUUGUAUAGUGAUUCCAGAUUGUUGGAAAUUGCAGGCUUGCCAAACAAAACAAAAAAAACAGUAUUUCAGGUCCCUCACUGAAACAUCUUAAGAAUCUCCUUGAGAUCUGUAAUAUCAAAAGAUUGAAGGUUUCAACAGACUUCAGCUCUUUCUGUCUUACUAAAAUGUAUCAUUCCAACUCCCUUGGACUUGUUCUGCAAUAAAUUUAACUGAUCCAUUCCUGAAAAA